Messenger RNA from Fusarium mangiferae, 555 nucleotides. RefSeq lists its product as uncharacterized. The record is from RefSeq and is a predicted model, not a curated record. Lineage: Eukaryota; Fungi; Ascomycota; Sordariomycetes; Hypocreales; Nectriaceae. Bases 1 to 555 code for a protein of 184 amino acids. The transcript has a single exon.
AUGAGCCUGAAACGUCGAGGAUCCGAGCUCGAUCAUGAAGCGAAGAAGAUGAAGUCUGACGACAGCCAUGGAGACGAUGAAGUCUCACCUAGCAGUGGCGUGCAGACUACCCCGACUUUGCCUCAUCAGCCUGUCGCUGUUUUCGCCGACUUGUCCCAAACGGCUCGCGAGCAAGUCAACUAUCUACUACAAGCUCUUAGUGAUAUCUCCCCAAAGACUCUGUACGAAGUCAAUAUCUUGGAUCAAAUCAACGCUGUCAACUCAGAUGGUCAUCACUCGCCGCCGAGACUUACGUAUAAGCCGCCUGACAUGAGAAUCACCAUCGGCUAUGAUACACACGGUACAUCCCCAGCUGUGCUGGUCUCAGAACUCACGAUGCUGAUCAAUAUUCCAGGUGAUGUCAACCACGACUCCAAGCAAAAGAACUGGCAUAAACUUGUGGCCCAUGUUACCACCAAGCGUUACGCCGCUGGUUACUGUAGAGUGGGCACCCCCCACAAAGACUCAUGGGCCCUGUACUCGCCUUCCCAUAUAAUCCGAAUGAUGUGGGAGUAG